This is a messenger RNA of Acaromyces ingoldii, 2742 nucleotides long. Its product is annotated as RhoGAP-domain-containing protein. Gene Ontology annotation, cellular component: cytoplasm. The transcript has 5 exons. Bases 201 to 2450 code for a protein of 749 amino acids. NCBI's taxonomy places the organism in Eukaryota, Fungi, Basidiomycota, Exobasidiomycetes, Exobasidiales, Cryptobasidiaceae. Gene Ontology annotation, biological process: regulation of GTPase activity; signal transduction. The record is from RefSeq and is a predicted model, not a curated record.
CGCAGAAGAGCUGCUUGCAUCUCCAACAGACGCUCCAACGCCUUUAGAUCUCGAUUAUCGUCUGACCCGCCCCGAUCUGUGCGGCACAGGGGAGCAGUAGCAGCGCGACGGCGAGAAGACUGGAAGAACGGCUGUUCUGACUUCAUUUUGCGAGACGAGACGACGCAGCAACAGCAGCAGCAGCAGCAGCAGCAGCAGUCAUGGCGAGCCCUUCGAAGCUCUCUGGGGGCGAGGCCAGCUGGCUGUCUUCUGGGCCGACUGGAGCUACACCAACUGGGGCAGGGGCUGGAGCAGGAGCAGGAGUGGCGGGAGCACCGACAUCGGGCACGUCGGCAGGCGUCGCGCUGGCUCCUUCGGACGCUGGCAGAGGGUUUGGUGCGAGCCCAGGUGCAGUGUCGGACCUGAGCAACGAAGCUGCUGCCGGCCAUGGCUUUGGCUCCACGUCGUCCAUCGGCGGCACAUCGCCGUACUCACCGACGAUUCCCGCCUCGUCAUCCACCGCCUCGGGCAACAUCCUCGUCUCGGCGCUCCAUCCCACCUCACCACCCAGCAACCGCGUCGUCGGCGGCUUCGACAGCGCGGCCACGACGCCCAACAUGGCCUCGUCGGUCUCCAACGGCGCCGACGACGACAUGCUGCCCGAGGCCAACACGCCCGCUGCGAGCAGCAGCAUUGGCACCUUUUCGCAGCUCACGGCCGUCAACUCUUCCAUGAACGAAGAGGUGAUCCCGACGACUUUUGACGAAGCGACGCUUCGUGCGCUGUGCGACAUUGACUGCGGUAUGCCGCUGCUGUACGAUCGGAUAAAGCAGUCGAUGACAUCGUCGAACCAGGCGGCGACCUUUUUCAAGAAGAGGGCCGUCAUCGAGGAAGAAUACGCGCGAAACUUGGCCAAGCUCGCUCGGAGCACAGCAGAGACGUAUGCGACCACCGAAGGCAAGGCAGGCACCUUUGUCAAUUCGUGGCAUUCCAUCAUGCGCACGCAUGAGGCGCUGGGCGAGUCCAGAUUGCGGUUCGCGGGUAAGCUGCAGGAGAUGUCAGAGGAGCUGAGCACACUUGCGAAGGAGGUGGACAAGAACCGAAAGUAUGCGCGCGACACGGGACUGCGGCUCGAGAGGAACCUCCAGGAUGCGGAGCAGGGUGUCGAGAAGAGCAGGUCCCGCUUCGAUGCGGCAGCAGAGGACCUGGAGAGGCUGCUGCUUCUCAAGAGCGGCGAGAGCACAAAGGGAGGAGAACUGCAGCAGCAGAGCAGCGGGCCGGGAGGGAAACGGACGCUGGGCAAAGCCAUUGGCAAGAGCGGGCUGCUGUUCAAAAACAAGAACCCGCAGCAGAUUCUCAAGCAGGAAGAGGAGAUCAGGAGCCGGACAUCGGUGGCCAGCGAUGCGUUCAGAAAAGAAGUGUUGACGACACAGGGCAUGCGGCAGGAGUAUUUCAACCUGCAGCUCCCGCGGAUCCUCCGAUCGCUCAAGGAGAGCUCGGAAGAGAUCGACAAUGGCUUGCAGUACCACCUUGCCCGGUAUGCGUUCCUCUACGAGAGCACGCUGCUCGCAGACGGCACCACGAUCAUGCCCAUCUCGGCAGACGGCAGCGUAGGGCUCAAAGCGGCGGCAGAGGCCAUUGACAACCGGUCCGAUUUCAAGACGUUCAUGCAGAAUUACCAGGUGGCUCACGCUCGAGACUACAAGGGCCCGCGGCGAGAGGGUCCUUAUGAGGAAGGAUUCGUGCCGACACUUCCGACUGCCUCUACAACCGGUGCGGCCAAUGCGAAGAACAACUCGCUUUCUGCACCUCGCCGGCCCAUCUUUGGCGUUGGCCUGGCGGAUCAAAUGGCGCGCGACAACGUCGAGGUGCCGCCGAUCCUGGAACAAUGCGCCGAAGCAAUCGAAAAUGUCGGCCUGCAAAACAUGGGCAUCUACCGGCUCUCGGGCACAUCCUCCAAGGUGCAGAGACUCAAGAGCAAAUUCGACACCGACUGGUCCACCGUCGACUUGUUCAACGACGAGGCCAUAAAUGACAUCAACAUCGUCGCCGGCUGCCUGAAGCUUUGGUUCAGGGAGCUGCCGGAGCCAUUGAUGACAUGGGAACUAUACCAAGGGUUUAUUGAUGCUGCCAAGAUUGACAAUGAUCGGAUGCGGCACAUUCGAAUGCAUGAGCGAGUCAAUGAUCUCCCCGAUGCCAACUAUGCUACGCUCAAAUACCUCAUGGGCCACCUGGAUAAAAUCAGAGCCGAAGAGGCACACAACCAAAUGAGUGCCUCGAAUUUGGCCAUUGUCUUUGGACCGACGUUGCUUAGUCCUCCGCCGGCGGGGGAAGGCGACGGAGGCGCGUCCGGCGUGGCGCCAAACGGAGGGGCCCACCUCCAAGAUAUGAGCUUCCAGUGUCGGGCCGUCGAGACGAUCCUGGAGAGAUAUGCGGCCAUCUUUGUCGAUGACGAGGGCGACGAUCAGUGAUCAGCAUGUGUUUACUAUACCGUCUUUUCUCUUCUUCUUCCGCACACCCUUGUUGUUGAUGCUUUCAUAAUUUCCCUUCUUUCAUCACCCACUUGAUCGCCUUCUUCUCUCUCUCAGAGGUCUUUGCAGAUUUGUUCUCUUCAAACCAAGGAAGAACGUGCUUCUCUUCAACCUACGUCCUCACUUGUCACCCUGCACGGUUUCUUCCCGUUGUGUAAAGGUUUAAGCGCAGGGCGAUGAACCUUGAAGGUGUCUUUUCUCACGUCGCCAAUUUCUAUUAGUUGUUGAGGGC